Molecule: messenger RNA, 1920 nt
Organism: Manis pentadactyla (Chinese pangolin)
Lineage: Eukaryota; Metazoa; Chordata; Mammalia; Pholidota; Manidae
Gene: FAM180B
Product: family with sequence similarity 180 member B
Source: RefSeq, a predicted model, not a curated record
UUGAAGACAAGUUGACUUGCAGGCCUGGAUGUACUUCUGAGAAAGGGAUUCUGGAGCUGAAAUAGAAAAUUCUCACAGUCCACAGGGCUCAGGAUUGUGUGGGAUGGCCCACUGGAGGAACUUCAACAACUGCUAGAGGAGGUCUCUUGUCAGAGCAGACUGUGUGGUGGCAGCUAAUGGUUCCAGGGGCUUGGGUGGAACCAGGGAAAGCUCCAUCCAUCCUUAUCCCAUCCAGAUAUCCACAGAGUUCCAUGAGCCAGUAGGAAGAGCCACAGCUCAUUUUUGAGUCUUGAACCUUGUAUUCUUUUCCCUGUGACUUGACAGCUCAUUACAUUUGGGCUAAGGGAAUCUUCCUGGACUCUGGCCUCAGCUGAGAAUAUAAGCAAGCAAAGGAGGUCCCAGGGCUGGGGCAAAAGAUAGAAGCUGCAAAUCUGUCUUCUAGGGGCCAGACUCCCUGCCUGAGCCAGUCUGGGGUCUGUUCAGCUGGUAGCUGAGUGCCUGAGAUGCAAGUGUUUGGCUCUGCCUGUCCGUAAGGCCACCCAACAAGCCUGCCAUGCAAUUGGAGGACAGGGCUUUGCAGCUGAUGCUCUUGGCUGCUGAGGGGCUCCCUGGAGGCUGGGCUGGGCUGGACUGGACUCGGCUGCAGGAUGUUUUGGGGGUGAGGACAGAUGGCAAGGUAGUGUUGCUGCCUGGGCUCUUUGCUAUCGCUUGGGAGGGCCAGGCUAGAGCUGUUUGCUACCAAACACCUUUUUUCUAAAGUGUUCUCACUAAAGCAUCCCUCCCAUCUGGGCAAGAACAGGCUGAGAGCCUGACAAGCAAGGAGCCAGGCUACUACUGCCAACAACCAGAUUCCACAUUUCCAUGGAAUGGAAAGAGCCCCUGGGAAGCCAGAGCCAGCCCCUCCCUGUUUAGCAUUGCAGACUGACAUGCAAAGCAGGGAACACUAGAGCAGCCUGCAGUGGAAAGUUGGAGCUGUGGUGUGUGUCAGGCAGAUGCAGGAGCAGAGAGCAGCUGGGGAGAAGACUCUGAGGACGUGGUGAAGCAUGGCUGGGACAAUGCAGUUCCUGGCUUGGCUAGUGGUAGCCACUUGCCUUCUCCCUGGGGUGUCUACAACUCAGCACCAUGCAGGGCAGCCCAUGGACAGUGCCGGUGUGGGAGGUGGCCUGCAGGAGCCAGAGGUCCUGGAAGUGAUGUUUGAGCUGCUCUGGGCUGGGCUGAAGCUGAAUGUCAUGAGGCAGCUGUACAUCCAGGACAAGGAACUGGCGUCCACACAUCCAGGUCGCCGACUCAGGCUGCUCCUGCACCACCAUGUGCCCAGUGACUUGAAAGGUGCUAAGCAACAGCUGCAGCAGUUCCAGAACCUGCAGAAAGGGCCUCCUCUUAGCCCUUCGGACUUUAAACAUCUGCUCCUCACAGGCCUGUCCUGUGUCCACCAACUCCAUGAGGCUAGUGAGGCUGAGGAGAGGGGCCACUGGGCCCAGGUCUUCAUCCUUCUAGCACAGGAAACACUCUGGGACCUGUGCAAGGACUUCUGUCCCCAGGGCCCCCCUUCUCUGGGGCCCUGGGCCUCAGUCCUUGACCCCUUCCCCUGACCCUCUUGUUUCACAUGCCAACCUGCCACUGCCCCACCCCUCCCAGGCAGGGAUUUCCUUAUAGCACCUCAUUAUUCCCACUGUAUUCAGGUCUCUGGGCUUGGCUUGUACCCUGAACCCCAGCUUGCCCCUCACCCAUCUUCUUCCCUGGGUCUGACAGGCUAAGAGUCUGGACUCCAAGGCCCAGACAGCAGUCGCAGGGCUAAAGGCAGGAUUUACAGGCAUUGCACACGUGUGAGUUGGGUCAAGCCUGAGAAGUGUGUUUAAGAGAUGCUGAAAGGGAAACUGUCUCUAAGAAAGGCUAGGUCAGACCCUCUGACUCCUACCC